CAGUACGCUUGCUGCUGAGUGGAACUGGUAAACCCGAAGCAAGAAUGGAGUGCAUAAGCGGCGGCGCGAGGACCGACAGUGGUUAUAAUUUUACGACUCGGCAGUGUCGUUUAGUUCGUGAACGAGAAAGGAACUGCACUGCGGUUGGGAGACACGUCGGUCCCGAGAACGAACACUACAUUUAUUGAAGCUGCUUGAAGUUGAAGCUGCUGUCGAUGGGUGGUUUUUAGUUCCGCGACAAUCGUCGUCCCAACAAACUUCAAUAAAUGUAAUACAUCAGCCAGCAGCAUCCCGCCAUGGAAAGUACGAUGAGAGAACUUUCCCUUCUAGAAGAGAAGAGUAAGCUGUGGCGGAAGCAUCACGAGGAGCAGAGUGAGAUGUGGCGAAAGUAUUAUGAAGAAGAACAACGCCGCAUCGAAGAAGAAUACCAGCAAGAACUGGUGAAAAUGGAGGAAGAAUUCGAAAAGGCAGCACAAAAAAUGAGAGCAGAUUUCAGCGCGAAGAGGAAAGCAGUGCUACGGCAAUACUACGGGAGUAAGGUAAGCGAGGGGACGGUGGAGGAGCCGAUUCCAAUACGUGACAAAACCCAGCCACAAAAUGACUGCACUAAAACGUCGUGUCCGAAAAAAGCAGUCUCUUCAUCUUCUGUGCAACAAAGCGUCAUCAGCGGUGAUCGAGUGUGUACGUCUCACACAAAGCGCGAAGAGCUCACCAAAACAGCACCAGCUGAUUUUCCGACAGCUGUUUCAUUCGUCAGAGCCCAAUCUCCGACGUCACCUAGCCACAGGAGCGAUGUUGCAGAGAAUGAAUCAGAAGUCAAAACUAAUCCCGCAAAAACAAUGGCCUUUGCUGCGUGUGACGUGUACGGGUGCUGUGCGAAACAAAACUGUUCGGAUGUGUGCGCUCGCCGCCGGCGCGAUAGAAAGCGAGGCGAUCGUCAUCGAUUAAAAACGUUGCUGUUUGAUCCCGGUGGGUAUUGUGUUCUAAGCAGUGGAACGAGUUGGCUUGAUUUGCGUGUACCUACCGCAAUUUACAUCUACUGCAGUACGGUGCCGCCAUCUAGAUCAAGGUUGCUGUGUAGCAAAGCAUUUCGCCAAUCUGGAAGAGCAUCGAUCAAAAAUGGACCCGUUCAAGAAUGUGAAUAUCUAGUUCGUCACCAGUUCCACGGGGGGGAAUGUUGCGUACAGUUUCAGUACGCUUGCUGCUGAGUGGAACUGGUAAACCCGAAGCAAGAAUGGAGUGCAUAAGCGGCGGCGCGAGGACCGACAGUGGUUAUAAUUUUACGACUCGGCAGUGUCGUUUAGUUCGUGAACGAGAAAGGAACUGCACUGCGGUUGGGAGACACGUCGGUCCCGAGAACGAACACUACAUUGUAAGAUGUAAAAAGUUAUGUAAUUAUUCAUUUAUUAAAUAAACAUAUUUGCAGUAUUGAAGCUGCUUGAAGUUGAAGCUGCUGUCGAUGGGUGGUUUUUAGUUCCGCGACAAUCGUCGUCCCAA
Messenger RNA from Aedes albopictus (Asian tiger mosquito), 1497 nucleotides. RefSeq lists its product as uncharacterized. The transcript has 2 exons. Bases 297 to 1208 code for a protein of 303 amino acids. The record is from RefSeq and is a predicted model, not a curated record. NCBI's taxonomy places the organism in Eukaryota, Metazoa, Arthropoda, Insecta, Diptera, Culicidae.